Messenger RNA from Chaetomium globosum CBS 148.51, 19380 nucleotides. RefSeq lists its product as uncharacterized. Bases 1 to 19380 code for a protein of 6459 amino acids. The transcript has 7 exons. Lineage: Eukaryota; Fungi; Ascomycota; Sordariomycetes; Sordariales; Chaetomiaceae. The record is from RefSeq and is a predicted model, not a curated record.
AUGCGAGAGCCCCGUCGACGGAGCCCGGAGAGCACCCGGCGGCGGCGCGCCGAGCGCCGGCAUUCCAGAGAGCAGCUCGCCGCCGCCGCCGCCGCCGCCGCCGUCUCGGCUCCCGUCGCCGAACCCGCCCCGAUAGUGUCCCAUUCCCACUCCCAGGGACGAGCCCGUGCCGAUUCGAGCUCGUCGUCGUCGUCGACCUCGUCCUCGUUGAUGAACAUCUCGCGAAAAAGUCGUUGGGGAAUCCGCUCCUUCUUCGCCUCCUCGUCGGUCAAGAAGGUCAAGAAGCGCCGCUCAUUUCGCAAGAAGAACUCUUCCUCGUCCUCUUUCGACAGCGAUUUGGCCUAUGGCGCAGGUUAUAUGUCCAGGUCCUCCUUUGAGAGGCAGCAGGCAGCAUACCAACAGACCCCUCAGCACCACCAACACCCUUCGUAUCAUCCCCACCAACUGGCUCAGCAGCAUCCCCAGCAAUACCCCCAGCAAUACCCCCAGCAAUACUCUCAACAAUACCCCCCGCAAUACCCUCAGAACGCGCAAUACCCACCACCGCAUGCGCAACAUACCCAGCCCACCUACCAUCCCGCCCCCGGCGCCCCGUCUCACCACCCCUUGCAGGAUGAUCCGUUGUUUGGACCCGAUGGACGGCCUGCACUGAACAGGGCCCAGACCGACGAGGAGAUUCUCGCCCUAGGCCGUAGGCUUUCGGACCUUGCGCGAGCCGAAAACAUCCGAGACCUCGAACGGGUUGGCAAAAAGCGCCCUUCCCGCAUGGGAGCCGCCGUCGCGGCUUUGUCCGAGUUCCAUCGUCACGGGUCCCAGGGGCAGCCCGCCAGGGGCAUGAGCUCCUCCAAACCUAGCCACCGCCACGACGACUCUGAUACCGACUGGGAAUCCGCCUCGGACUCCGAUUCUGAUUCGACGAGCGACGCCAACUCUGCCCUGGCUUAUGGCCCCAUGCCUAAGUUCUCGGACCCUAGCUUGCCCAUCGCCCCCCCACCGCAAAGCCAGAGCAUUGCCCCGACCGUUAUCUCUCAGGUGCCGCCUGAAUCUAUCUACUCUCCUCGCCGCAAGAGUUCCGCGGUGGACCCAGCCAGGUUCGGCCCUAUCAACUCCCUCCGUGGCUUCAUCAACACACCUUGCGGCUUCCGCCCCGGCGAGUACCCACAGCACCCUCCUGGUCCGACGGAAUCACAACUGCCACAGCAUGACCCUAUCCCCCCACCACAUAGCGCAUCGAUCGAGGCUGGACCAAUGCGGAACGUUUACCCGGUCCCGACCACUAACCCCUCCCGCUUCGAAGCAGCUCCGAGCGCCUCGGGCGCGCCUGUUCCGCUUGCCGGGGCGCCAGCUCCAUCCACGCCGACGCGUCGGGACAGAGAUAGAGACACCGACAGGGAUAGCGUGCUGUAUUCCAGCCGCCCCGAGUCGUCUGUACCGAUCCAGGCGCCGAAGCCGAGAGUUCCCGUGUCGCCCCGCGUGUUGGAGGACCAGCGCGCUGCCGUCGAGAAGGACCAGCAGGCCCAACAGGGGAGCCCGCGCGAGCGUCGGUCUAGGAAGAGUCGCGACUCGGACAGGAGGAGCGCUGUGGAUUCUGUCGCCUCUGGUGCGCUGCCCGCGGUCAUCGGCGCUGCUGCAGGAGCGGUGCUGGCUGGAAUCGCGGAGGACAGACGGGAGAAGAGGCGCGAUGAGCGGGACUAUGAUAAACGGGAUGACAGGGGUUACUUUGAUGACCGCCACGCCCACCCGGGAGCCCCUGACAUGAGAAGCGUUGUAGAGAAUGCUUUUAGCGGGGCCCCUUCUUCUGCCGCCGUCUCAGACGCUAAUAAGCAGCGCGAGCUCGACGAGCUUCGCGAGAAAGAAGCCCGUGUGCGCGAAGACCGUCUCCGCUACGAGCGCGAAGCGGAGCGUCACCGUGAAGCCCGCGAAUACCGUGAGAAGGAGGAGCGCCACCGCCGGGAGGAGGUGGACGCCCGCCGCCUUCGCGAUGACCCGGAACUUGCCGAUAAGUAUGAACGUCGCGUGCGAGAGGAGCGCGAACUCCGCUACAAGGAGGAGCGUCGGAGCAACGACGAGCGCACGCGGUCGGAGCAUGACCGGAUGUUGAGGGACGUCGAGAAGAAGCGCGAUCGUGAGGAGAAGCGCAAGGUCGAGACGCGCGAGCACAUGGAGGAGCGUAGUCGAGAGCGCGAAGAACGCCGCCGCUCGAAGGGCAAGGACGCCGUCACGGUCGUUGAUGAACGUGGAAGCAGCCCCUCGGCCAGCAAAGAGGUCCCGCCCCUCCCCGAGAAGAAGCAAGGGGGGCUGGAACCUGGGGCGCGAAAGCCUACCCGCGAGGAGAGGCGUGCUAAGCGCGAAGAGACCCGUCGCAUGAUCGAGGAAGUUCAGCGCCAAAUCGAGCUCGAGAAGAAGCGGAUUGCGGAACUGGACGCGGGCAGGCAGCCUCCCGUAGAGGAGUGUUCUGAACCUGGUCCCUCGAGUAGCAAGAACGACACAGUCGAUCCCUUCCAAUAUCAGGUUGCGACUGAUGCCUUUCCCACUCCGGCGUUGGGCAGCCCGAAGCGCUCCAUCACUCCUGUUAUCCACACCGUCGAACGCGAGCCCGAUUGGGCCCGUGAAAUGCCUAGUCGACUUGACGAACGUGAGGAGCGGUUGAGCCGGCGCUGCUCUUUUGAGCGAGAGGUGCGAGAAGCCCAGGCCUCCGGCGAAACAAACGGCGCCACCGCUCCGGCUGGGGACGACAAGACCCCUGCUGCCAUUUCGGUGCCUGGCGAAGACCGUGCCCGGUCCCGUUCGCGUGAACCCCCCCGAGGCAGAGAUCCGGAGCCUGUGAGAGACGUCGUGCAGGACGAGGCCAACCGGCACUACCGCGAGAAGAGGAUGGCCGAGAGGAUUGCUGAGGAGGAGAUCCGCUCCCGCACGCCUUCCCCGUCGCGCUCGGUCGUGGACAAAUAUGAAGACAACGAGGAACCUGUCGGGCGCAUCGUGACUCCGCCCGAGAUGAAACGCCCUCCCACUAAGAGCAAGUUCGAUGGCCCUAACGCCGACGUACGCAUCGACAAUGUCAUCAUGCCACAAGACGUUUCCAGGUUUCACCCCCCUCGCGCGAGCGCGUCCGGCCUGGGCCCCGUGAUGAUGCCCAUCUUCAAAUCGAGGGACCCGUCGUGUGAGCGCGAGCGGCCUAUGCUCAACCUUGUUCUCCCCACGCCAAGGACGUCUCCCUCCCUGGAGAAAAUGAAAGCCAGGCAGGCUGCCGUUCAAGCUGCUGAUGAUGCGACAUCCGAAGACGAGAAGAAGAAGGACGACCGAAAGCCCAAGACAAUCACCAACUACCGCGGCCAGACGGUUGAAGUUCCUGAUGAUUAUGAUACCGGCCGUGUUGUGGAGAAGGAAAGCCGCGAGUCGUCUCAGGAGCGCCCUGCUAUCAAACUCAGGUUUGGUGGUAAGAAGAAGAGCGCUUGGGGGAGCCUCAUUGCGGCUGCUGUUGUUGGUGCCGCGGGCAAGACGAAGGGUCAGGGAUUGGGCCAAAUCGAGAAGGCUGUUGGGGCCCCAGGGAGUGCCACCGUUGUUGAAGCGGACAAAGACAAACCGCGGGAUGUGGAACCCGUGCCGGAGCCUAAACCGGAGCCGGUGCCUGUUCCGGAGGUUCAGCCGACGAUUGAAACUGUCGCCGAAGCACCCCGAGACGUUACGCAAGAGUCGGAGCCGGUAUCAACUGAAACAGCGCCGGAAUCACAACCCUCGCCAACCCGGAGCGUCUCCCAGGCACCAUCCACCCCUCCUCGUCGGUCACGAGUUCCGUACGAAUUCGACGAUGACCCUCCUCAGGUUGGUCCGAAACCCGCUAGCCCACAGACGCCUCGGACAGCGGGUCCUUAUGAAGAUGACAUCGACUUUGCCGCCACCGUCGCUGUGGGCCUGCAAAGCACUGGGUUUAAUCCGGACAUGGUAGUUAAUGAUCCCACCUACCGGAAACGAGAUUCGCCCCCCGGUUCAAACGAACUUACCUACACGGCCCCAGUUUCUGAAACCGUCACUAACCGCGGUCUUGAUUCUGCCAACCGGGGUGUUGAAGAAAACGUUGUGGGUGGGAAUGCUGAAGCCGCGCCCAAGCCUGAAGAUGUCGAAUUCAGCAGGGAACCUUCGGUGCUCGACGCGGAUGAUGAGUGGUCAGUCAAGAGCUCCACAAAGUCUCCGAAGUCGAAGCGGGACAGCUCUUACGACACCACAGUGUACUCCGCUCCUUCGUCUGAAGUGUCUUUUGGAAGCUCGAGCAGCAAGAAGAGCAAAAGGAAUCGCCGCAAGAGCACGAAGGAUUCCUAUGACAUACCGGAGCAAGACGAACCGCCUGAUCGACCCGGUGAUUCUUUUCAAUGGAUCGACCGCGAGCUGAGCUCGGUCGUAUCCGAUCCGAGUGGCAAGCUCAAUGGCGGCCAUCAUGACACGGCAUCCGUCAUCUCGCCCCCCACGAACGGCAGCAGCGAGCACCACGAGCGCUCAAUAACACAGAACGGCGAUGAGAAGGAUUCUUUUUUAGGUAAUGCCGGCACCUUUGGCGCAGGUGCCGGCCUGGCGGGAGCCGUUGUUGCUAUCGCAGCUCAGCUUUCCCGUCCCAAUGCCGCCCAGGACCUUGUUGAGGAGGAGAAGAUGCAGGGACCGGUUCGGCGUGAGCGCAGCAUCAGCUACAGCUCGCAGACCGUCGACCCAGAGAUCAUCCAGCGGGAAAUCAAACCCGCCAUUGAUCCCCAGUUUGGUGAUCUCCUGCCCCUCCCUCCCAGCGAGCCUGGUUCGCCCAGCUUUGAUCACCUAAACAAAGAAGAUUUUUUCUUCCCUUCCCUUCCCGACAGUGAGGACGACACACCGUCUCCUCAACAAACUCGCCCGCGCCGCGGCACCGUUGGCCACACGCACACCCGCCGGCGUAGCGCGGUUGAGCCGCCCAAGACACCCAGCCGUACUGCUGUGCCAGUACAGUUCCGCAUGGGUCGCGGCUCGGUUCCUUCCUCCCCUGCCUUCCGCUUCUCGCCCCUACACUCGCCCGUCGCAACCACCCACUUCGAGACGAGUAAUAUCUCGCCCAAAAGGAACCGCUCCGCGCGACCGAUGUCGUGGGACAGCUCGCGAGACUUCAAGCCGCUUUACCUGCUCGAGAAGACCGCGAGCUCGAGCGCUCACGGUCCUGCCGCUGAGUCGAAGCAGCAGGAUGAGUAUCCCGCGUUGCCGCCCAGCGAACCCCCCUCGCGGGAGUCGCCAGGGCCGGAGUUUGAGGAACGUGAGGACGACCUGGACUACCUGGGCGUCGGGCUCAGGGUCGCCGCGGGGAUGGGAGCUUCCGUGGGCCUGUUGGAGGCCCUGCAGAUUGACACGUCGAGCAGGGGGCUUGAUGUUGGUGCUGGCGAGGUCAAGUUUGGCGAGCCGCUGGGGUCGGGCGAGACGACGCCCAGAGCCGCCGUCGCUUCUCGUCCUCCUUCGCGCGGCUUCGAUGCCCUGACGGAAAAGUCGGAUGAAGCUGCCUAUGAUGCCCUGGAUGAGUGGCAGGUUGUCGGGGAUCUGGACGCGUUGCCACCGCUGCCGGAGAGCCCUGUUGAAUCAUCCCCUGCCCUGGCACCAUCACUCCCAGUUGUUGCGGCCGAACCUCAACCUGUCUUUGAGGACCUGAGGGGUUUGCCUGCCCUUCCUGACAGUCUGCCAGCCUCGCCUCCGUUGGCGGCCUUGCUUCCGGCUCCUGCGCAGCUGCUUUUCCCUGAGGACUUGGAGCAGUUGCCGGCUCUGCCUGAGAGUCGCCCAUCCUCGCCUGUUCUAGAGGCUCGACGUUCGGCUCCUAGCCCGCUGCUGUUUGCUGAGCCAGAGGCGCUGCCUCCACUUCCUGAGAGCCGUCCGGGGUCGCCUGCUCUAGAUGCGCUACCUGCUGCUCCUAGCCCGUUGUCAUUUGCUGGCUCCGAGCCAAGGGAGCUCCCUCCACUUCCUGAGAGUCGUCCGGAGUCGCCUCCCCUAGAUGCGCCACCUGCUGCUCCUAGCCCGUUGCCAUUUGCUGGCCUUGACUCAGGGCAAUUGCCGGCUUUGCCUGAGAGCCGGCCAGACUCGCCUGCUCGGGAGCUGCCGCCUCUCCCGCAAACCGUCCCCGGUUCUCCUGUUCAUGAAGCCCUCGCUUUGGCCCCGGCGCCUGAAUUGUUGACGGGCCCGGUCUUCCAGGAUGAACUCGGUGCUGCACUACCCGCUCCGGUACAAGAACAAAGGUUUGAUCGUGAACUGAACAAAUUGCCUCCCCUUCCCGAAAGCCAACCUGCCUCGCCUGUUUUAUCGACAGUGGUUCAAACUCCCGCAUAUCUACCGGUCGACGACGGGCUGGAGCUGCUCCCGGCUCUCCCUGAAAGCCGGCCAGUUUCGCCUCUUCAGGGGUUGCCUGCUCCUACUUCCCGGCCAGUCGACGAUGGGCUGGAAUCACUCCCAGCCCUCCGUGAGAGUCAACCAGCCUCGCCUGCUCCAUUGGAAAUAGGUCCUACGCCCGUCUUGGCGAUCGGUGAUAAGCUAGAGUCGCUUUCACCUCUUCCUGAGAGCCGGCCACUUUCGCAUGUUCAGGAGUUGCCUGCUUCCAUCUCGUUGCCAGUUGACGGCAGGAUGGACUUGCUCCCACCUCUUCCAGAGAGCCGACCCCUUUCUCCUAUUGAGGAGCUGGCUGCUCCGCCUGAGCCCUUGGAAUCUUCCGCCCCUUCUAUUUCGGCAGCCGAGCAAAUUGAGCAAGCUCCUGUUCCCCGCGGACUUGAUCUCAUUCAGGAACCAGAGGCCCUACCGCCCCUGCCCGAAAGCCGCCCCGACUCGCCUUCCGUGGAAGUUCUCGCUCCCGUUACCGCGCCCCUGCCGUCUCUGACCGAGCAGGCGGAAGGGUUUGCUGCGCAAACUCCGAGUCGCGAACUGAAGUUUGAGGAUUUACCGGCCCUUCCGGAUAGCCGCCCCGGUUCGCCCACUGAAUUGGAGAUGACGCCUGCUCCCGUCGCUGAGCCUUCCACCUCACUUCUUCCUGCUGAGGCUAUUACUGAAGAAACAACACCAGCGCAGGAGUGGAGUGCUGUCGAAGACCUGGAAAAGCUGCCUUCACUUCCGGAGAGCCGCCCUAGUUCGCCUGUUGAUAUAGACCUCGCGCCUGCUUCCACCACCGAGCCUUCCACAUCAAUUUUUCCCGCUGAGGUUAUCGCUAAGGAAGCAACACCGGCGCAGGAGUGGAGCUCUGUAGAAGACCUGGAAAAGCUGCCUGCACUUCCGGAUAGCCGCCCUAGCUCGCCCGCUAACAGAGAGCUCGGGCCCACUGACCCUUCUGCUUCGCUUUUGCCCACUGAGCUCAUCACUGAGGAUACUACAUCGGCACAAGAGCGGAGCUUUGUUGAAGACCUGGAGAAGCUGCCUUCACUACCGAAGAGCCGCCCUAGUUCGCCCGCUGCGGUAGAGCUCCCAAUUGCUCCCACCACUGAGCCUUCUACCUCGCUUCUUCCCGCCGAGACUGUCGCUGAGGACGCCACACUAGCAGAGGGCCGGCGUUCCAUUGAAGACUCGGAGGAGUUGCCUGCACUCCCAGGAAGCCGGCCUGACUCACCUGUUGUAGCCGAUAUUGCUCCGGUUGAAGUCGUCGACUUCCAGCCUAUCAUCGAGACUAUCUCCACGCAAAACCAAGACUUCGAGCCAAAUUCAGACGAGCUACCGCCUCUGCCGGAAAGUCGCCCCGACUCCCCAGUGCAGAAAGACGCAGAGUUUAUCGAGCUUGUGAAGGCACAGCUCGCCGGUGAAGACAUUUCUGGAGAGCACAGCUCCGAACCAAACCUGGCGGCUUUGCCCGCACUGCCAGACAGUCGCCCGGACUCCCCCGUUCAGAGAGACACAGAGUUGGUUGAGGUUAUCAAUUCCCAGCCUGUCGUUGAAGACAUCACCCAGGAGCGGAGCCCUGAACAAAAUGUGACGGCUUUGCCCGCACUUCCUGAGAGCCGCCCCAGCACUCCUACUCAGCCCCCAACAUCACCGGCCGUGCUCCCCGAGUCCUCAACGGUUGCAGUCCCUGAAGGCGAACAGACACCUGCCACUAAGAAGGUUCGGCCGAGUUUUAGCCAAGAGUCUACGAUCCAAGAACGGGACUUUGCCGAGAGACCUUCAGAAGGACCUCGUUCUGGUCGGGUUUACCAACCUGCUUCAACAUGGGAGGAGCUCAAGAAAUCCGGGUUCCAUAAACGGAUACCGAGCCCCCCGGCGACCCGCGGUUUCGACAAACGAGAGAUUUCGGAGCCCACGGAGAAAGGAAAAUCUAAUCUGCUUGGUGCUACGGCAACUGCCGCGGGUGGGGCAGCGGCAAGUGGCAUUCUCGUUGCUCACAUGCGUCAUGACGACUCGCAGCCUGACCUGCAACGCCUUGAAUACGACAAACUGCAAACGCCGAGCUACGACAGGGCUGAGAGUGUCUACUCGUUUAAUGAAGACGCCUCCACCGUUGCAGCGUCUGAAGCACCGACCUACCUGUCCGGUUCGACAUUCUACGAGCCGCAGUCCGAGUCUGGAAAACCGGAGGAGUCAACGCCAAAACCUGGUACGCUCGCAUAUCUUCUGAGCAAGAGAGGCGUGAAGUUCCAAGACCAGGCAGAUGAGUGGGCUACUGCGAGGGCUCCUUCUCUUGAACCUCUCCCCGAAGUGAGGGACAACCACGAUUCGGGAGAGACACCGACCGAUACCAGUACGGGUCAACCUGCUGCUGCUGCUGUUGAGGGGAAGCAAGAGGUUGAGCCGCAUACACUAGAGGGGACUUCAAGCACGCGCAAGAAGGGCAAGAAAAAGAGCAGCAAGAAGGAUGAUUCCCGGAUCGAAUCUCAGGCUGAGAAUCAACAGAGUCAAGCUAGCGAAUCUCAUCCCGGGCCCCUGGCUUCCGCACCCACCGCCCAGGUUGAUGCGGCCACCAACGACCAGCCGCAGCUCACCACCGCCGAGACAUCUGCGCUAGAUCCAGCUGGGUCUACCGACAAGCCCGAAGGUCACGAGAGCACCCCUGCGCCCAGCAAGAAAAGCAAGAAAAAGAAAAAGGCCAAGAAGGGAGAUGCCAGCUUGGAGCCCCAGCAUGACCCCCGGUCAGCUGCAAGUACCCUCGGACCCGACAGCGCGGGUCUCACAUCGGAGUCUCACUCGACUGCAACUCUGCAAGAGAUCGGGCUAGACUCUGCAGCACCUCAGCACGUGGAGCCACGCGAGUUGUUGGAGGCGGACGCUGUCCCGCCCAGCAGCGGUGAGGCUACGGUUGUACGGGAAACCCCGGGAGAUGCAGCGAUUGAGCAGGGCCCUCGACCACAGCCCGUUUCGUCCGCACCUGCAGGUGUUAAGCCCGAGCAAGGCGAGCGUGUCACCCGAAGCUUGCCGGAAGCUGAAGCCGCGCCAGCUGAGCCGACUAAGACAAAGAAGGGCCUCUGGGGCUCUUCGUUCUCGAUACUUCCUUCCAUCACCGGCGGCGUCGGUUCUCUUUUUGGCAGAGGGAAGGGGGACGCUAUCCAGGAGAAGCAGCAUCAAGAGCCCGAGAAGCGGGAAGCUGAGGUUCAGCCGGAGCCAGAGUCAUCUCGUGAUGCACUUCCGAUGCAGGAUGCAGAACAACAACAACAAGAGCACAACGACGAAUCAUUGGAGUCGAUCCCACUCCCGCCCCCAAAUUUAGGCGAAUCGAGCCGCCAAAUUCCCGAUGUGGGGCGUGCGACCGGAGUGCAUGAACCCCCUGACAACAACAAAUCAGGGGCCGACACGGCGGACGCUGCUGCAGACACCGCUGUUUGGACACCAAACGAGCAAACCCCAGCCCCUGUAAUCCUCACACUCAAUCCGGUCGAUGAAACGACGCCACUUUCGGAAGCAUCACGCCUCGAGAACGAUGUGGUGGGUAGCACUGACGGCGUACGCGAGGGGACAGAGGAUGAGCAGCCAGACAAAAUCGCACUUCAGUCGCCAGGCCAGUCCCAGGGCUUUGAAUUAUCGAACGAUACCCAACAGCCAACUGUCGAAGCUCCUGUUGCCGCUGAUGACGCCGUCGAAACAGCCGAUGCCAUGGAAGAGAAGGGCGAGGGGCAGGGGCAGAAGGACACGCCUAAGGAGGCUGAACCAGCUCUCCAAGACCCAGCAGAGGAUACGCCGCCUCCACCGGAACUCGCACCGCCGGCUGUUGCCGAGACUAGCCACGAAGAUCCCCUCCCUGCACCCCAGGCCAAUCCUGGACCCAUUGUGGCCACGGAGCCUGGGGCAGUGACCAGCGAGGGCGCUGAUCAAGACACUCCGGCUGAGCCUGCUGCAAAAAAGGGGAAAAAGGCCAAGGGCAAGAAGAAGAAGCAGGCCGUGGUUGAGGCCGAGGAAGUGCCCGCCGUGGAGCCCGCUUCGGAACCUGCUGUCCCAGAGACAGCGCCAGAACCUCCCGCGGCUGAGGUUCAAGGGGAGAACGCCCCUAGUGAGCCGGUUGUUGAGACUGCUCCGGCCGAGGCGCCGCAAGUUGAGUCCCAGCCCGAGCCAGCGCCUUCAAGCAAGAAGAGCAAGAAGAAGAAAAAGAAGCAGGCCAGCCAGGACACGGCCGAGGCUCCAGCCGAAGCUGCCGCUGAGCAAAGCAUACCCGCACCAGUUGAGAAGCCAAACGCCGCACGCACUCCGGACUCACUCCAGCCAGAGGCUCCCCCUGCCACGCAGUCACCAUCGGUUGAAGAUGCCCAGACACCACAAGGAGACGGCAGCACGCAACCUGAGGGGACCCAAGAACCUGCGACCGGCAGCAAAAAGUCCAAGAAGAAGAAGAAAAAACGCGGAUCGUUGGCUGUCGAGACCGAGACCCCUGAGACCAUUGCGCAGCCGUCAACGUCUGAGGAUGCGGUGCCAGCGCCCGUUACGGAUGGCCCCCCCGAACCGGAGCCGGAGCCGGAGCCGGAGUCGUUAGCAGCACCGGAAGCGCCGACUCGACAGCCCGAAGCUGAACCCGAAACUGCCCCCUUCCCAGCGCCGGACGCGGAUGACGCACCCACAAUCGCAAAGGGUAAGGACAAAAAGAAGAAACGGCGGAGCGUCAGUUUCGCCGAGCCUCUUGAGGAGCAUCUGGGAUCCUCCAAUGCGAGAGGUGAGGACGACAACAACCAGAAGACCCAGGACUCGAAGGACUCUAUCUCCGAUGUCCCCACGGUUCCCCCGCAAAGCGGCGACUCUGUUGUUGAGCGGCCUGCCCAAGCCGAGUCCCAGAGCCCCAGCACUCAAGUCGGUGUCACUGUCCCCUUGCUUGAUACCCGCGAUGUGUCUGGAGCUGGUUCUGACGUGGAGCCGCUGCAGGAACCCGCCUCUCCUUCUCGGUCCCCGGAACAACGGGUGGACAAUGAGACUUUGCACGGAAUGCCCGACAUGGAUCAGCAGCACACUCUGGUGUCAGGUGGAUCACACUCAAGGAUGGAGGAGGAGGAGGAGGCUUUGGAUGAGAAAUCUCCAAUUGACGAUUCAUCAUCAUCUUCAUCAUAUCCAUCAUAUCCAUCAUCUUCCAAUGAAUCUAAAAAGAGCCUCCCGCAUACUGAGGCCGAACCGGGAAACAUGCAGCAGCCGACAGGGCCACUUUCGGGUGAACAAGGUGACAAUCUGGGACUCGGUUCUGGAGAUGCAACCCCACUACACACCGCCCAGAGCACCACUGAACCAGUGCCAAGUGGUGCAGCCAGCGCCGAGACUGGGCCAAUAACAACCACCCCAGCCGCCAACCACCUGCAGCAGGGACAGGGACCAGUCGUCACCCGGGAGCCUGGCCUCGAGCCCGCUGCAUCUCAAUCAUGGGAGAAUAAAAAUAACGGUCAGGAAAACAAUACAAUUCACGACGGUCAAGACUCGGAAUUGUCCACUGAGCGAGUUCAAGAACCUUCGGUGUAUCGGGUCGCCGUCGAUGAGACCCAAUCAUCCACGGGAAAGGACAUUGAGGCCCAAUCGACCGAGAGUGAGAUUCUUUCCCUGCGAGCACUCUGCGAACCCCCAACUUACGAGGCUAUAGUUAUAGGUCCCGAAGGUGAACACCUAGCGCCAUCUGCAUCUCCAAUUGGCACUCCACCGGAUGAGGCCCAACCAACCAGCCUGCGCGAGCGGCCCUCGACUCCCUCCGACUCAGAUUCCGAAUCCGACUCCACAUCCCAGGACAUGCCUCUCCUGCCCGAGGAGGACCGCUCACCCUACAGCCUUCUCAAUAAGUCCAAGAAGAAGAGGAAGAAGCCCAAGGCCGAGGCAGAACCAUGGCCCGUAGAGUCUCCGGAAGCACAGUCGGCCGCGGUCCCCACCUACGGGGUCCCCGUCUACGAGAGCCGCCCAAGAGAGCGCAAGCAGCUCAGCACCGUGGUGGAGGAGACCGAACCGCCGUCCGAGUACGGCGACGGCGAUGCCCACUCCCUCAUAUCGGGCGACGACAACCAGUCUCUGCAGCGCCGCAAGUCGAUCGUCUCCGAGUCCUCCCACACCGUCUCCUCUCUGGGCCUCUCCUCCGAGACCAGCGCCGGUAGUCUGGCUGAUGACGAGGGCGGGGAGCCUCAUGUUUACUCACUCAAGAAGGUGGCUGGUAAGAAGAAGAAGGGAGCUGCUAAGCACGAUGCGGAGCUUACUUCUGAGCCCAUGGCCCCUGUCCUUGAGGAUCACGUCAUGUUUGAGGAGCCGGCAACGAUCGAAGAACCAACAAAAGGCGAAGAACCAGCACCACAGGUUGAAGAGUCAGCACCAGCAGCAACUCUGGCCGAAACCCCAGCAGCAGAUGCCGAAGAGUCCACAGCCCCUCCGUCAACCGAAGUCGAGGUGCCUGCGCCAAGUGUCUUGGAGCCGGUUGUUACACCAGUCCAGGAAACUGAACCCGUGGAUGCACAGGCCGAUGCUGCUGAACCCCAGGUUGAAGAACUGGGGCCCCCUCUGUCCACUGAAACUGAACAACUUACGCAUGAGGCACCUGAGCCUGCCAGUGAGGUUGCACAGGAGGUUCGCGAACCCGCUCCCGAGGGUAACUCAAAACCCACUGAGGAAACACCCGAGCCUCCCCUCGAAAUUCCCCAGGACGCCGCACAACCAGAAAAUACCCCCAUCAAGGAGUCGACCAUCGAGAAGCCCGUAUCAACAAUGCCUGACCCGGUAGAGGAACCCAAAGCCGUCACUGUUGAAGAAGUGCUCGACCCCGAGGAGGCUGCCGGUAAGGAGCCCGUUGCUGAGGCGCCUGUGGUCGAAAAGCCCGCCGCUGAGGAGACGCCCGUACAGCUGCAAGAGGAAAUUCAGCAGCCCUCCGAAAACAGUCAACCACAACCGGAGGUUGUACCACAAGGGGCCAUGGUCGAGGAGGUACCCGAAACUCUGACCAAGGGCAAGGAGGCUUUUGAGCCUGAGCCCGUUUCUCUUCCCGAGGCGGCACUGGUGGAAGGAGUCAUCCCAGUGAUUGAGAAACCCGCGCCUGGUGCCGAGGAGCCAGCGCCCGCCCUGAAGGAAACUAUCGCCGUUCCCGAGGAAUCCAGCCAGCUCCCGCAGAUUGUUGUUUCCACGGAGGCAGAGGCCGAACCUGUUUUUGAGACCAUCCAAUCUAACCCUGAGCCUACCCAACAAGUAACUCCGGCCGAAGAGACUCAGGAAGUACCAGCGACGAAGAAGUCCGAAAAGAGGAAGGGGAAAGGCGCAAAGGCUUCUGAACUCGAGCCUGAAACCGAACAAAUGACUUCUUCCCCGCCUCCCGAACAGACCCCCCUUGAUAACGACCGCGCGCUGGUUGUCGAGGAGCCGGUUCCCGCUGCCGAUGAAUCCUCCGGUGAUCCCGAAAAGCCAGGCUCUCCUAUUCCAGACGUACCGAGCGCUCCUGUUCCCGAUGUACCGAAUUCUCCCGUUCCUGAGGUCCCCGAUGAGCCUACUACUGAAGUGCCAACUCAGCCCGCUCCCGAGGUGCCAGGCGAUUCUGUUCCUGACGAGCCAACUCCCGCCCCUGAACCUAAGCCGGAGGAAGCUUCCGCCCAGGCUACGGAAGAACCCGUCAUUCCAACCGAGGAAGCGCUUGUACCUACAGAGGAAUCCGCGCUCCCCGCCGAGGAGCCGACACCCACACCAGAAGAGCCGGCAAUACCCAUCGUCGCUGAAGCAGACAAAGAAGCCGAGCCGAUUCUAGAAGCACAACCCGAGCCUGAGCAAAUCCUGGAGACCCCGACGAAGAAAUCCAAGAAAAAGAAAAAGGGCAAGGGACCCAGAGCCAUCGAUCUCAAGGAUCGGAGUACGAGCACACCAACUGUCGUGGGAGAGCCCGUUUCACGAGAGCUUGAGGCCGAACCUCCCGCUGAGGUUCCUGCAGAGACGGUCCAGAUUUUCUCACCCGAGAUGAUUGAGCAGGUUCCGCCACCAGCCGUCGAUGAAACAUUCACAAUACCGGAGAGGAAGGCCAAUGAUUCUGAGCCUGCCGCUCUUGCUACUGAAGAACCACCUGUUGCGGAGGAGCCAGCUGUUAAAGCGACCCAGAGGCAACCACAAGAGGACAUCACCGAACUUACCGAUGCCAAACCAAGGGAGCUGAAUUCUACGCUAGUGGGGGUUGCGCCUGAGCCUCAGCCCACAUCACAGUCCGCCACGGAACAUAUUCCUAAAGCCGAACAGAGCACCGCCAUUGUUGAGCCGUUGAAAACUGAGCCCGAAGUACCAGUUGCCACCGAUCCCAUCGAGCAAAAUGUCUCGCAGGAGCCCAGUCAAGAAGUCCAUCCGGCAACAGCGGGUGCUCAAGCAAGGGAACUCGAUGUCGCAGCGGAACCACAACGGCAACUGGAAGAAGCUCUAGACGUCCCGCCCAAGAAGAGCAAGAAAGACAAGAAAAAAAACGGAAAAGGCAAGACCCCCGCGCCUGACCUAGAACCCGAGGUCGAGGCCGUCCUCGAACCUAAGGCGGAGCCUACCAUCGAUCCUGCUACAGAAAUUGCGACCGAGCCCGUUGUCGAAACUGUUGCCGAACGUGCUCUAAUGCAUCCUAUUGGACUCUCAGCAGAAGCUCCCCCAGAGCCUGUCACUGAAAGCGUUUUCGAGGCUGCCCCCGAGCCUGGGUCUGGGCCCGUCGCAGAACCCGUCGUCGAGGCUAUCAUUAGACCGGUUGCUGAGCCAGUUGCUGAGUCAGUUGCCGAGCCUCCCGCCGCAGUCAGCCAAGAGGCGCAGGAAGACAUCUGGGAACCACCAACGAAAAAGUCAAAAAAGGACAAGAAACGCAAGGGUAGCAAACAAAUUGAACCCGAGCCGGCAGAUGUCCAAGUUGAGGCGCCCGCCGUUCCGGAGCCGGCGCAGAUGGAGGAGUCGUCUGCUCUCGAACAUGUUCAUCUCCAAGAAACCCGCGAGGCCCCGGAGCCAAUUCAACUCGGGACGACACCUGAUGUUCUGGAACCUAUCCAAGUCCAGGAGCCACCCGCCGCUCCGGAAUCCAUUCAGUUUGAAGCGCCAACGUCUCGUGCGUUGAUGGAAGAGCCCAGUAGCGUCCAAGAUAUCAAUGAUCACCAAGCCGUGGACGUUCUUUCCGCAGGCGCAGCAGAGGAAGAUGGAGAGGAUGAGGAAGUUGUCCAUUUCACUGGCAAGAAGUCUAAAACGGACAAAAAGAAAGGCAAAAUGGCGGAUGCCAUCCUUCCCGCUGCAGGCUUUGCCACUGCCAUUACCGCGGGUGUUGCUCUCGCUGGCGAGGACUUUGGUCUGAGCAGCAAGAAGGGCGAAAUCGAACCCGAGGUUGAAGACAAACCGGCAGCUGAGGUUAGCAGGGACGUUCAGGGGAAUCCCAUUGGGGACGAAAAACAUACAACAGAGGUGGCUGGCACUGCACCCCUCUCCGGCUCUGAAGAGACCAACGGCAACAACGAGAUCGAAGACAAGCCAAGCAGCAGACCGCAAUCACCAGAUGCCGAGAAGACUGAAAUCCAUCCUGCGGUCCCAGAAGCCCUCCGAAAAUCACCCCUCCUCCCGCCCACGACGAUCGGCCUAGGCCUGAUCCCCAACCCGCCCGAGCCCUACCCGGAAGAUGCGCCCUCGCCGAAACUUCUGAGCGGUCUCCAGACGCCUUUCUCGCUGGACGCACAAGUCGAGGCCUCGCGGCAGCUCGGGGUGGACAUGACGCCCGCGCAAGACAGCAGCCGCGUCGAUCACGAACCGCCCUUUGACUACGAUGCGCACCGGAAGAAGGCCAAGACGGAGCAGUUGGAGGCGACCGAGCUCUCGGAGCCGGUCGUCACGGCCUGCGAUGUGGAGGAGGUCUGUCUUGUCGAGGACAAGGGUCUUGGCAAGGAGAAGGGGGAGGAGCAUGAGCACGAGCAUGAGCAUGAGCAUGACCAAGACAAGUCAGUGGGUGGUGUGGCGCUUGCCGCGGCGGCGAGAGCGUUUACGGGCGGGGUGUCAUUGCUGGUGGAUGAGGCUGGGAGUAAGAAGGGUGGUCAUGAGGAACGGGAGAGAAUGGGUGUGGUUGCAGACAAUCAAAAUUCGGCAGAGAGGGGUGUGGGCUCUGAGGAGACGAGGGAAUUCAAGGCAGAGCUGAUGGGGUUGGAGGUGGAUCACGAGGAGAAGAAGGAGGAGGAGGUUGAGGAGAUCAAAGAGCGCAGCUUCGAACCAGCGACGGUGGAAGCGGAUCAGCCCGAACAUGAAAACGACAAGGGCUUGAACCUUCAGGGGCCGACGAUGGAAAAUGAGACAAGCGUUGAGUCUCACAACCCACACGGCUUGGGUCGCAUGGAUUCCGAGACCAUCCCCAGGUCAAUCAGAGGCCCGUACGCGGCAGGAGAUGCACCGUCAAAAAAGGGAAAAGGGGAGAGGGGGGGGAAGAAAGAACAACUGGACCGGUCCGAGUCACCGGAACCAGUGGUGCAACGAGCCUUUUCCUUCCCCGACGACAUCGCGGAUGAGGAGGUAUUCAACACUCGAGAACCCAGCAAGGAAGCCGAGGGAAGCGACAAGAAAGGGCCCGAGCCUGCAGCAAACGAACGGGUCCGACUGCCGGCUCUUUCCAACUUUUCGGAUUUUAUGCGGUCCCACUCCAGCCUACCGCCAGUGCAGGAGGAGCUCUCAGACGAGGAGGCGGCAGACGACCAACGGCUAGAAUCACCAACCCCACACAGCCACAGCCGAAACUUUGCAAAGACGCCAGAGUUGCACCACCAGCGGCGGUUCAGGCGGUCACCGCUAAGUGGGCAGCACAGGGGGAUUGUUAGUGCAGUUGGGGCGAUUGGGCCUGAGACACCACGCCUGUGCGAACCUUCACCGCCCCCUCAAACCCCCGAGCCAGAGAAGCUGCAAGUCACCAAGAAGCGGGCCCCAGCGUCCACCAGCGCAGCAAUCACGCCGCAUGCCAGCGCCAUUGGGGGUGGGGGUGCUCCAGUGCAAAGCCCUUCAGACAGCGCCCAUCGCCCGCCAAGACCCACAGACCCCAACCCCAACCCCACCGCCCACCGCAUGUCAUCCAAUACCAGCCUCGCCCGCCUUCGCACCCCGGAACUCCCAGCUGCGUUGCGGCCUGACACUCCAGGCACUAUGCGUUCCUCCAGCGGCGGCACCCCCCCGCUGCAGCUCCGUCGAAUGGACAAGCGGACCAGUGGAGACCUGAGGUCCGCUUCGCUCGGCCAGCUGGGUCUGGAUGCCAAGACCCACGAGCAAGAAUCAAAUCAGAACCCGGCCAGUGCUGCUGCUGCUGCUGCUGGGGGGUUCGCAGCAGGUGUGGGUGCAACGGCUGCACUGGGAACCCUCCAUCUUCAAUCACCGCCAUUACCGUUACCAGCCAACUCCUCCCGAUCUGCACAGAACACGACGCCCGUUGCGAAUGAGGGUCGGGUCCGCGCCAAGGACAUGACCGAUGUCUUUGAUGGCUACGGCGAGGGCCGCAUUGGCUCGCCACGCUCACCGACUCGACCGCACAGCAUGCGUCGCCGUCAGAGCAUGCAAGUGCUCGAACUUGAGUCGCGCGUCGAGCAACUCCUAGCAGAAAACCGCAUGCUCGCCGAUGCCCGCUCCCAAUCCGACUCGUCCUACACCCACCGCAAUGCCACCGUUCUCGCCGAGCGCGAGUCUGAGAUCGAGUCGCUCCGCCGCAUGCUCAAAGAGGCUAACGAUGUCAUUGACCGACUAAAGCAAACAAACGAAGGCCUACGCAGUUCCACCUCGGCCAUCGCCGUCAAGCACACCGAGGAGCUGCGCCGUAUCGAGUCCGAAUAUGCCCAAACCGCGCGGGAACUCGACCUGGCCCGCGGUUCUGCGGCCCAGCAUGCCCGCGCCGUGAAGGACAAGGAUGUCGAGAUCGCCCAGCUGCGUGGGGAACUCGAGGCGUCGACAGCCCAAAUCCGCGAGCUGCAGCAACAGAUCCUCGAACAGAGCCGGCCGGCGGACGACCCGGACUUCCUCAACAAACGCGACAUCGACUACUUUGAUCACCGCUGCCAACAGCUGUGUGCCCACGUUCAACAAUGGGUCCUGCGCUUCUCUAAGUUCAGCGACAUGCGUGCCUGCCGCCUGACAUCCGAAUUCAGUGACGAGAAGCUCAUCGACCGCCUCGACAACGCGGUGCUCGACGGCUCUAAUGUCGACACCUACCUCAACGACCGCGUCCGCCGCCGCGACAUCUUCAUGAGCAUGACCAUGACCAUGAUCUGGGAGUUUGUCUUCACCCGUUACCUCUUCGGCAUGGACCGCGAGCAGCGCCAGAAGCUCAAGCAGCUCGAAAAACAACUCAUCGACGUCGGCCCGCCCCACGCCGUCCGCCAGUGGCGCGCCGUCACCCUUACCCUGCUCUCGCGCCGCCCAUCCUUCAAGAAGCAGCGCGACCAGGACACCGAGGCCGUUGUCCAGGCCAUCCUGGACACCCUCUCGAAAAUAUUACCGCCGCCGUCUAACCUCGAAGACCAAAUCCAGUCCCAGCUCCGCCGCGUCGUGCGCGAGGCCGUCCUCCUCGCCAUCGAGAUGCGCUGCCAGCGGGCCGAAUACAUGAUGCUGCCGCCUCUGCAGCCCGAGUACGACGACACAGGCGAGCUUACCGAGACCGUCACCUUCAACGCCGCGCUCAUGAACGAGGCGUCCGGCAACGCCGGCAAGACCAACGAGGAGCUAGAGGGCGCCAACACCACCGUCCGCGUCGUCCUCUUCCCGCUGGUCCUGCGCAAGGGCGACGAGCUGGGCAAGGGUGAGGACGAGAUUGUCGUCACCCCCGCCCAGGUGCUCGUCGACAUCUCGCCCCACAGCCGACGUGGGACGCCCUCGGAAAAGGGUCUCGGCAGGAUGUUGACUCCCGUCUCGGAUGCCGGCGGGGCCAGUCUGGAAGCGAGGAGCCUGGGUGGGAAUAACAGCCCCAAGGGAAGCAUCAAGGGAGGCGUCGGAGUGACGGCCUUCAGUGAUAUCAGCAUGGAGGGAACUGGGGGGUAUCUUUGA